Haemonchus placei is the source of this 600-nucleotide messenger RNA. The record is from the annotation of a GenBank genome assembly. NCBI's taxonomy places the organism in Eukaryota, Metazoa, Nematoda, Chromadorea, Rhabditida, Trichostrongylidae.
GCAACCUGGGGACGCUAUUGCAACGACAUUUUGUUUGUGUCCAAUGCUACCGAUGACAAGCUGCCAAUCCUUCUUUUCAAUCAGACUGAUAACUUUGAGAAUCUGUAUCUGAAGACACGAGAAGCGUUUCUAUGGAUUUAUAAAAACGUCGUGAGCUACUCACCAAACGAGUCAUUAGCAUUUGGCCAUGAAUACAAUCUUCAUAACUUCAGAUAUCAUAGCGGCGGAGCCGGUUACGUACUAAGCCAUGAAGCUGUGCUGAGAUUAGGAGCACUUGGUUUCAAUUAUCAUCCCGCUUGCGAUCAAAAGAUACCUGCUGAGGAUCUUUAUUUGGGACAGUGCUUAAUGGCACUGAAUGCAUCCAUAAUCGAUGGUUCCGACGAAAACGGUGGUUAUAGGUUUAUGCCAAUUGGUAUUUGGGAUCUAAUAGAGAAUGGAGCACCAAAGUGGCUAAAUGCCAAUUCCAAAACUAAAUUGAAGACAAGCUUCUCGUGCUGCUCUCCACAUUUCAUUUCCAUGAACUAUGCAAAAGCAGAUUUCCAGUAUUUCAUGGACUACUUCUUGCACACACUGAAAGCAUACGGAAUACAGUUCAAAUGA